This is a messenger RNA of Exophiala oligosperma, 3541 nucleotides long. RefSeq lists its product as uncharacterized. NCBI's taxonomy places the organism in Eukaryota, Fungi, Ascomycota, Eurotiomycetes, Chaetothyriales, Herpotrichiellaceae. The record is from RefSeq and is a predicted model, not a curated record. Gene Ontology annotation, molecular function: oxidoreductase activity; zinc ion binding. The transcript has 3 exons. The coding region runs from base 80 to 1402 and encodes 440 amino acids.
AAUGACGACCAGCAUCCUUCUCGUAUAAAAAGGAGGGGAAAGAAAAGAAGAUCAUCCUCGGGUUGUUAUUUUAUGCACCAUGGCUUCAGUUGCAAAGAGACAUAUACUUGGUCUAUCGCCCAUCGUUGGCUCAACAACUGAAGCUCUACUACUAUCAUCAUACGCCAGACGACCAACACAACAGAUCUGUGCGAACUUCGGAAGACGCUAUUGUGCGAGUCACUCCAAGGGUGCUCAGAAGACGUCCACCAUAACCCGACAACGAAAAGAUACAGCAGCCUGUCAACACAGUAGUCAGGCCAUACACACCAAGAACUGCUGGAGUCAACGAAGCUACGCCAGUGUCAGCACCAGUAACUCAACUAUGAAAGCUCUCGUUUACAACGGUAAGGGCAAGUUUGCCCUGGAAGACAAGCCAGUUCCACAAAUUCAGGAACCGACUGAUGCUGUUGUCAAAGUGCUCUAUACCACAAUCUGUGGUACGGAUCUCCAUAUCGUCAAGGGAGAUGUAGCGACUUGUACUCCCGGUCGAAUCUUGGGUCAUGAAGGCGUUGGAAUAGUUCAAGAGCCAGGAUCCGCGGUCUCACGCUUCAAGAAAGGCGACCACGUGCUGAUCAACUGUAUCUCCAGCUGCGCCACAUGUGAUUACUGCCGGCGUGGAAUGUACAGCCACUGCGAGAAGGGCGGAUGGAUCCUUGGAAAUACCAUCAAUGGCACACAAGCAGAAUAUGUAAGGAUUCCUGUGGCAGACUCCAGCCUUCAUCCUGUCCCUCAAGGUGUUGACGAGAAGACACUGGUCAUGUUCUCAGACAUCCUAGCGACAGGCUUCGAAUGUGGCGUUCAAAAUGGCAAAGUACAGCCCGGGUCGACGGUCGCGAUCGUAGGCGCAGGACCUGUGGGAUUGGCCGCACUGAUGACAUCGAAGUUGUACUCACCAAGCUUGGUCAUCAUGAUUGAUCAAGAUCCGAAUCGACUCAAAGUCGCCCAGAAAUUUGGUGCUGAGUAUGUGGUGAAUAGUGCUGAAGUCUCAGCGGAGGAAGAGGUGAUGAAGAUCACGAAUAACGUUGGAUGUGACGCUGUCAUCGAGGCAGUAGGUGUACCCGCGACACUGGAACUCGCCCAGGAUCUGGUCGCUCCGGGCGGGACAAUUGCAAACGUCGGGGUCCAUGGAACGAGCUGCUGUCUGAAGAUGGAAAAGCUCUGGGACCGCAAUAUGUCUAUCACGACCCGUUUAGUGGAUACAACAACAACUCCAAUGUUGUUGAAGUUAUUUGCUGCUGGACGCUUGAAUCCUAAGGACUUUAUCACCCACGAGUUCAACUUCAAGGACAUGGAGAAGGCAUACACAACGUUCCAGGCGGCCGCUCAGCACCAGGCUUUGAAGAUGUUGAUUUCGAUGUAAGGCAUCAAAGGAUUGCUGUGUUAAUGUUUGUCAGACGAGCGAACCAGGAGAUGCGGUAGUGAGGGAGUGAGCAAAAAGGAGCCCUCGGCCUUGGCAAGGCUGGGCUGUGCAAGGCUGGAUGACCGAACAUUGUGCGGAACACUAGCUGGCACUCCAAGUUAUGUUAUUCACGAGGAUGAGCAUGAUCACUCACUGCCACCAUUGAAUGGCGUCUCAUAGUAGUGUUCAAGUCUUAUUUAUUUGAGAGUGGCGCGCAUCCAUCUAGCCUAAAGAACCGUGAUAGCCUACGAUGCAUCACCAUUCGACGACCGCCCUACUCUCAACCUCGUUAGAUGCUGCUCUGGUAUGGAUACCAUACACCAGACCAAAGGGCGUUAAUUGUUACAUUACUAUCUCGUAGCAAGCCAAUACGAACUAUGACUUGGGAAGGUUGGAUCCUGUGCCCAUGAAUAUUUGCUGGUCACUGAGUAUCUCUAAUUCCACAGUAAAGUGUCAUCCGUUGAAUCCGAGGCCCAUGGCCUCUGCAUCUCCCAUCAAAGCGCUUUUCACUUCUUCUUCGCCAAUCUUGAAUCUGAUCUUGCCCGCACGUUCACCUUUGUUUCUGGAUUCCAUGGCAAUAACACCAGCUUCGACCAAGUCCAUUGCAGCAGCACCCAGCGCAAUGAUCCGAGGAAUCGGAGAAGAGGCUGCUUUCCCGACCUUGUUAUCAACAAGAAGGAAGUCAUGAAUGGUACUGUUCUCAGCUACAUCGGCAAUGCGUUUGGCCUCGAUGACAACGUCACCCAGGGUUGAUUCAGCCACACCUGUACGACGCGAUCGUGCCAACAAGGCAGCUAAGAAGAGCUUGGAUGCGAGGGGGAGAGACCGCAAAUGUUGGGCGACAGGCGACGAAGUCGCUUCGUUGAUAGCCUGCCUGAUGGUGGCAAUCGUCACGCGGGCCAUUGGCUUAAUCCCAUUAGAGUCCGGCUGACUCUUACCCUUCCGACUGGGCGUCCCUGCAGACAUUUCAUUGCUGUUCUUCUCAUAUGUGUUCUCUGCAAUCUCAACUGCGCGUCGACAAAUAUCCAGUGCCCGACGUGCGUCACCAGACACAGCAGCCACCUUCUGACUGGCAAAUUGUACGGCAUCUUUGUCCACGAUGUUUCCGGGCACGCCUUCUAAUCUUGAUGAGAUAAUUUCCAUCAGCUGUGUGUGAUUGUAACCUGGAAACGUGAUCCUGGUCAAUCCUAACCGUGAGCUGAUCUUGUUCGAAAGUGUCCGUUCUGGCAAAUCCAUAGUAUUGGCUACUGCAAGGACAAUCAGCUUUGAAUGCCGCAUCGCUGGCCAGUUGAAGAAAUUGUACAUGACACUUUGGUUCCGUGUCACAAGUUGGUCAAGCUCGUCCAUGAGGACGACACAUGGAAUGCGGCGGGGAGAUGGAUGGGAGAACUCUUGUUCCAAAAGGCUCAGGGCGUGGUUAGGACUGACACGAUCCCCUUUCAGAGCCUCCCAUAACAGCGAGUAGGACUGGUGUGGUUCGGUGACUUUCAUGCCAUUGAUCUCGACGAAAUUGAAGUCAUCCAGCUCGUCGUUCAAAACAGCCUGGUGAAGAGAAGUGACUACAUCUCUGACGGUGGCCGUCUUGCCAGUGCCUGGUGUGCCUGAGAUAUAGAUGCAGCCGCCUGAGCCGUCCACAAUCGCCGAGUACAAAUGCGAGUAGACUGUGUUGAACUCGUUGGAUCGACAUGGUAGCGACGUUGGAACAGCAGAGACAUGCAAAGUAGUUCGUGCGUGUGAGUAAGGGGUCGCCAUGUACUGCGAGGGAGAAAGGACUCGUGUACCAAGAGGCGUUAUCUCGAUCGGCUUUUUAAUCAUGAUUCGUUUGUGAGUUGGCGUAGUGUACUUGGACGUUUUGACAGAACGUGGAGUUGCAACUGUAGAAGUCGUUUUCCGACGUUUGCUGGGUGUCUUUGGCUCGUCUUCUACGACCUCCGCUUUCUGGUUGUACUCAAGAUCUUCCUGUUUAGCGGCUGCCCGUCUUUUGUUGACUUUUGUCUGUUCCUUUAUCCAAUCAAUCAGGUCGAGCAAAUUUUCAGGACUUUUAUAAAUCUCAUCCCAGACGAAAUCUUCCGUAAAUUGAAGCGUUCGCUGUUUAACCCC